ACACCAGCACAGGUGCCGGCUUCAUGAGAGGCUGCGGCUGGACCAGAUGUACUGCCCAUGGCUUCUGUUGUGGGCACCCGUACCUGGACGAGGAGAACACGAUGGUGCCCAGAAGCUUGGACAUGCCAGGAACCACAGAUCCCCCAAAGAGGGUGUGAUAGACCUGGCUUGGGGAGCCCCUAGGUCUGGGCUCUCAAAGGGCCACAGCUCUUCUCUCCUUGUCACCCACAACUUGAUGAGUGGGGUGGGUGGGUGUGUUUCAACCUCAUUUGUGAUACAGCUGUUUUUCUCGGUCCCAAGUUCUUGUCCCGCAUCCAGGAAGAAUGAGGUACAUGGACAACUGGAAGGUGAGCAAGUUGAAAGGAGUUUCAUUGAGUGACAGAAUGUUUUCAGGAGACCUGAAGUGGGGUAGCUCCUUUCCACAGGCAGGUCAUCCUGUCAAGUCUGCAGCUGUCAGUGGAGAGGAGACCCAGACUGGGUAGCUCCUAUUUGUAGGCAGGUCAUUCCAUCAUCUCUGCAGCUGUCAGUACAGAGGAGACCCAGAGUGGGUAGCUCCUAUCCACAGGCAGGUUGUUCCAAUAUCUCUACAGCCCUCAGUGGAGAAGAAACCUAGAAUGGGUAGCUCCUAUUCACAGGCAGGUUAUCCCAAUGUCUCUACAGCCCUCAGUGGAGAGGAGACCCAGAGUGGUCCAUGGGUGGGCCCAGAAAAAGCACUGUAAGUUCUCAUUCCAGUCUGCAGAACUGGCAGCCUGGCCCCAAGGCUUCAGGCUAUCCCUGGCUUGAAAGUGGGGCUUCACCAGUGACCCAUCCCUUUCCACCCAGGAGCCUGUCUGCCCCCUGCCACCAGUUAUAUGUCAUCCGUGGUGCCCAGGCUGUUCAUGCUGAGGGGCACCUGCAGGUCUGCACCAAACCCCCCUCAGCUUCCCCUCGGCCUUUCUCCCAUGCUCGUUGGUGCCCAAAGCUUGGAGGGGGCCGAGGUGGCAGGGGGUUGGUGUAUCAGCACCACCCCAAGUGCGUUCACACCAGGCUGGGUCAUGACAGCACCCAGGCUCGGCCACAGCUUUGCCCCGAAAUUGGAGCAGGGAGAGCCCAUACGGUGGGAGCAGGCACUUCUGAGCCUGUGGGGGCAAGAGGGCUUCCCAGGCCCCCAAGAAUGUAGGGAUGCUUGGGUCUGCAGCAGCAGCCAGGUGGCUGCUGCUGUGCCUGGGAGGGUGGGGCUCCAGCCCCUCCGUCUCAGAAAGGGGUGGGGCUCCCACCUGCUCUGCGGAGCAUGCAGCCUUGACUGCACCUCCCCCACUGCAGCCGGUGUUACGCAGCAGCCGCUCCAGAUGGGCCACUGCUGCCAUCAGUACCACAAACUGGGUGGCUUAAACAACAGAAGUUCAUUGUCUUACGGUCUGGAGGCUAGAAGUCCCAAAUCACUUGUCAGCAGAGUGGAUUUCCUCCAGGGCUGUGAAGAAGAGUGUUCCAUGCCUCUUCCCUAGCUUCUGGUGGUUUGCUGGCAGUCUUUGGUGUUCCUUAGUUUGUGUACGCAUUAACCCAAUUACUGCCUUCAUCUUCACAUGGCUUUCUGUCUGUCUUCUUCAUGUGGUCUUCUCUCUGUGCAUGUCUAUCUCCGUGCCCAAAUUCCCCUUCUUAUAAGGACACCAGUCAUAUCAAAUUAGAGCCCAACCUAAUGACCUCCUUUUUACUUGAUUACCUCUGUAAAUAUCCUAUUAUUAUUAUU
This is a messenger RNA of Pan troglodytes (chimpanzee), 1726 nucleotides long. RefSeq lists its product as uncharacterized. Lineage: Eukaryota; Metazoa; Chordata; Mammalia; Primates; Hominidae. The record is from RefSeq and is a predicted model, not a curated record. The coding region runs from base 852 to 1484 and encodes 210 amino acids. The transcript has a single exon.